Molecule: messenger RNA, 237 nt
Organism: Trichomonas vaginalis G3
Lineage: Eukaryota; Parabasalia; Trichomonadida; Trichomonadidae
Product: N-acetylmuramoyl-l-alanine amidase family
Exons: 1
Coding region: 1-237 (78 amino acids)
Source: RefSeq, a predicted model, not a curated record
AUGGCAGCAGGAUUCUUUAAAAAGUUAUGGGAAGGAAUAAAGAAAGCAGCAAGUUGGGUUCAUCAGAAAAUAAUAAAACCCGUUGCAAACUUUUUGGCACCAGUAGCGAAAACGGCAGGAACUAUAAUUGGUGGGGUAUUAGGUACUAAAGCAGGUAAUCCGGCAAUGGGAGCACAAGCAGGUAACGCAAUUGGUGGAAUUGCUGAAGGAAUACUUAAUAAAAUAGGAGGAAAGUAG